AUGCUUUGCGACUUGAAUAUUCCCUGGCCCCAGACAGACUACUCCAGAAAGCCCUCGGCAACGGAAAUCGAUGAGCUAAAGCAGAUUGUCUUGAUCUUGGAAGAGUUCAGCUACACUCAUAUUGCGUUCAAUUUCCAGCUAAAUGCUGACACCAAAUUACCUGAUGAUAUAAACAAUGUGAAUCCGAUAAACUUGAGUCUAUUUACAGAGUUCCAUGACAGAAUCAAGAUAUAUACUCGAUUAACGUUUAUCGUAGAUGAUCCCUCAAAAUUUCAAAAUUUCAAAAAAAUAUCCAAUUAUUUUGAUAUUGUCUCGGUUCAGCCAAAGAGUGAAAAAAUAUUUACAAACUCAGUAUCUGGUUUUGAAAUGGAUAUGAUAUCUUUUAAUUUUUCAGAGAGACUUCCCUUUUUUUUGAAACACUCGCAGGUCUGUGGGGCUGUUAAUAAAGGUAUAAAAUUUGAAAUUAAUUACUCAACUGUGAUAUCUGGUCCAAAGGGUUUCAUUCAAUCAACGAUAGAUAAUAAAAAUAAUAACCAAAAUUCUAAGGAUAACAUCAAUAACAAAGAAUUAAUGCAUUCAAGAAAGAUCUUCUUCAAUAACGUGAAAUCAUUAAUAAGGACAUCAAGAGGCCGAGGACUAGUCUUCUCCAGUGGUGCUGUAAAUUCUUUACAAAUUAGAAGUCUGUUUGAUAUCAUAAAUUUUGCUGUUUUGUUGGGUUUAAAACAAUCAAGAGCUAAGACCUCGCUAGAUCUUAUACCUUCAAAGGUUUUAAUAAAUGGAAGACUAAGGAUAAAGUCUUAUAAACAAACUAUCAUGAUUGGAAAUGAU
Ascoidea rubescens DSM 1968 is the source of this 828-nucleotide messenger RNA. It is a transcript of the gene RPP1, whose product is annotated as RNA-binding RNA processing protein RPP1. The annotation marks the transcript as partial. The record is from RefSeq and is a predicted model, not a curated record. Gene Ontology annotation, biological process: tRNA processing. Gene Ontology annotation, molecular function: RNA binding. The transcript has a single exon. Gene Ontology annotation, cellular component: nucleolar ribonuclease P complex. NCBI's taxonomy places the organism in Eukaryota, Fungi, Ascomycota, Saccharomycetes, Ascoideales, Ascoideaceae.